This is a messenger RNA of Auanema sp. JU1783, 2916 nucleotides long. Lineage: Eukaryota; Metazoa; Nematoda; Chromadorea; Rhabditida; Rhabditidae. The record is from the annotation of a GenBank genome assembly.
AUGGCAGAGGAAAAAGAAUCUUGUAAAAGCGAUGAUCUCAAUGAUCUUGGCUCCAAAAUGGAAAAAGUUUUCGGCAGAUUCGAUGAUUUUUAUAACUGUAUAUCUGCUCAAGGACCUUCCGUCAAGAAGCAUGGAGUCACAGCGUAUGAGUUGCCUGCUACUCCAGUAGUACCUCGUAAAGCUGAAUUAGCUCUAGCUGAGGAUUUAACCGAAUCUUCAGUUCAGCAAGCUACUAGGGAAUGCUUACAAAAAAUGCAAGAACUUGUACCCAAUCCUCCUUUACAAAUCAUAUCGAGGCUUUGCAAGCCUUCUGUGCCUGUGGAUUCUUUGAAUCAUACACAAGGUCCUUCUUCUAGUAAUAGUGAUUUCAAAUCUAAAAAGAGAAAGGAUCGCUCAGCAGAGGGUGAAAUAGAUACUGAAGUAGAAAAGAAAAGACGAAGAGAUAGAGAUCGUGAUCAUGCUGAUGAGGAAAUACGCCCGAGCACCAGCAAUUCCAAUAAUCAAAAUUCCAUGAGGGAACUUUUUGGCGACGAUAACGAAGAAAUAGAGAAAGCUACUGUGAGCCCCGAUAGUGGCGUCCAUUCGACCGAAAAUGAUGUCGGUGAUGAUGGCGACAUAUAUAGCGCUCAAACAAUUCUGAAUAUUAUUACUAGAUUAUCUCCGCCAUUGUCACCAUUACCCGACCGGCCUUUAUCAAGGAGGAAAAUAGAGGAGGAAAAUGACUGUGAAGAAAAGUCUAAAACCAAGUCGAGUUCUGAGCAAGACACCUCUACUGUAAAACUCCCGUCAAUAUCGUUGGAUAAUAAUGAUUUGGACAAAAAGAAGAAAGAGGCUAAAGAUAAGUCUGAGAAAAAUGAGAAAUCUGAAAAGGUCGACCGUGUUGAGAAGCUUGAAAAGAAGGAGAAACGGGAUAAGCUGAAAAGGGAGAGAGAUUCAAAGGAUAAGCUUUCUAAGGAAGCUCCAGAAAAGAAACGUGAUAAGGUUGAAAAGAAGGAAACCUCUCGUUUACUUGACAGGGGCAAAGAAAAAGAGAAAGAUCGCUCUGAUAGGCCUGAACGUACUGAUCGCUCUGACAGGCCUGAACGUACUGAUCGCCCUGACCGACCGGAUAAGAGUGAGAAGCCUGAGAAAUCCGAGAAGACAGAAAAGCCUGAAAAAUCUGAGAAGUCUGAACGCCCCGAUCGAUCAGACCGUCCUGAUCGCCCUGAUCGUGCUGACCGUGCUGACCGCCCUGACCGUCCCGAUCGCCCUGAGCGUGUCGACCGUCCUGAACGUCCUGAACGUCCUGAACGUGCCGACCGUUCUGAACGCCCUGAUCGUCCUGAGCGCCCUGACCGACCCGACCGCCCUGACCGCCCUGAGAAAAGUCAAGCGCGUACUCAUGACAAGAAUGAACGUGUGGAACGUCCCGAGAAAGUGGAACGUACAGAAAAGCCUGACAGAGCCGAGAGGGUUGAAAGAACCGAAAAGCCCGAAAGAGUGGAGAAGCCUGAAAGGUCAGAGAAGCCCGACCGUUCUGAGAAAUCGGAUCGCCCUGAGAAGCCUGAUCGUUCGGAAAAGCUGGAUCGAUUGGACAAAACCGAUAAAGUCGAGAAGAUGGAACGCUUUGAAAAAGCAGAUCGACCCGAAAAAUCAGAUCGCUCGGAGAAAGACAGAAUUGGAUCGCAAGUUCCUAAGUCUAAAUUGGAGAAGAAACCGAAAGAAGAAGAGAGUAGAUCUGAUCCCAAGAUUAUUGUAAAUGCUCCGUCUCCGGUUAUUAAUGGCGUCGAUAAUCGUCUUAAAGGAGAAAUAAAUCUGUUUGGGCUCUCUCCGGACCAAAUGACAAAGCUGGCUGAUCUCGGAAAGAAGUAUGGAACUGUUGAAGAAGGUUCAUCUCCUGUUCCGCCAGUAGCUGAAUCUAAUGAAAGACGUCGAAAACAUAAAGAUAGGAGAGACGAGAAAGAUGAUCCUGAAAGGAAAAGAGAGAGAAAGGAAGUUCGAAGUGAUAAGGUUGCUGAUCGCCCAAGGGAACGAGAUAUCAAAUCUGAAGCAAGUAGAUCAAUUGGCCAAUCCACACCAUCCCCAAGACCCGGCAGUUCACAGUCAGUGAUUAAAGAGUUCCGUUGUGCGUGUAAUGAAUGUAUGCCCACCAAGUCCACCAAAUAUGAAAAACACCCCAGUGAUGUAAAACCUUCCGAGUUUUAUCAGAACUUGGCGAGAGAUAGAAAGAGAAAAGCCGAUCAUGAAAAUGAUCGUGUUCUUCGUAUCCUUCUCUAUCUUGAAUCAACAGUCUACUUUGGGAUCUCAGCUCAGCAUAUGGAAACGGAAGAAUCUUCUCAGAGGCAUGUGUCUGUUCUCCGCGAUACGUCUGAACUUCUUAAAGUCGCGUCUCAUAAUUUUGCCACUAAAGAAACCCUCUCUCCCUUAGAGAAGCAUUUCGUUUCUCGUGUAAAAAAUUUAAGUUUAAGAGCCCAGUCGGUGCUCUCCUAUAACUUGUAUCGUAUCAAAACAAACCAGGUGUUAAAAUCUUUCUAUGCUUUGGAAAAAAUGGAAGCCGAAGUUCGUUACAUUCCCAAAAUGCCCGAUUUAUCAAACCCAGAAACUUAUUUAAAUGAGUCUCCUUCUUCGACCUCAGCCGCGAAUGCAGAAGGCGUCCUAAUACCAAUCAACCAUUAUAAUUGCCUGAGAGCCCAAUUCAAAACUUUCCAGUACAUUAUGUUCGCUCAUAAGUUCUGGGAAGAUGCAGCAACCAUGACCACCAAAAACACAACUGAUAUCAAUUUCGUGAAUAGCCUGGAAUCUGUUUGUGGCCAUUACUGCAUGGAGACCUCCAUGGACAAAUAUGGCAUCUUUCUAUUAACGGCUGUAAUGUGGUUGAGGAAUGAGUAUGACUUAGAGAAAAAGAGACCCCCACCGGCUGCUGAUCGAAGAACUUAG